AUGUUAUCAGAUAAUACAAACUCAAACUCAAAUUUAGACACUGUUUCACAUUUACAUACAAGCGAUAAUGAUAGCGAUACUACCGAGAUUCAACCAGUCUUGGAUAAAAUUACAUUAAAUGUCGGUGGCAUAAAGUAUGAAACAUUCAGGUCAACUUUGACAGCUUAUCCGACAACUUUACUUGGCUCAUUGUUUCUCUAUGACGACGAUGAAAAUCCUUUGUAUGAUGCUCCUAAUGAAUUUUUUAUCGACAGAGAUGGACAUUUAUUUCAUUAUAUUAUGCAAUUCUAUAGAACUGGUAAAGUUCCAACUAUUGAUCAAGUAGAAUUUCUACUGUUACUUUUUGAUUAG
Molecule: messenger RNA, 351 nt
Organism: Entrophospora sp. SA101
Lineage: Eukaryota; Fungi; Glomeromycota; Glomeromycetes; Entrophosporales; Entrophosporaceae
Source: the annotation of a GenBank genome assembly